CUCUCCCUCUCGUCCCACUAUUCAAUUCACCGCCUUCGAGACUUUGAGCUCAACAACAGAAAUCCGCAGCGGAGGAAGCCAGGUUCGAAUCGAGGAGCACCGAUGGCCCGUACCAAGCAGACCGCCCGCAAGUCCACCGGCGGCAAGGCCCCCCGCAAGCAGCUCGCCACCAAGGCGGCGAGGAAGUCGGCGCCGACGACCGGCGGCGUGAAGAAGCCGCACCGGUACAGGCCCGGGACGGUGGCGCUGCGUGAGAUCCGCAAGUACCAGAAGAGCACGGAGCUGCUGAUCCGCAAGCUCCCCUUCCAGCGGCUGGUGCGCGAGAUCGCGCAGGACUUCAAGACGGACCUCCGGUUCCAGAGCCACGCCGUGCUGGCGCUGCAGGAGGCCGCCGAGGCGUACCUCGUCGGGCUCUUCGAGGACACCAACCUCUGCGCCAUCCACGCCAAGCGCGUCACCAUCAUGCCCAAGGACAUCCAGCUCGCCCGCCGCAUCCGUGGCGAGCGCGCCUAAGCUGGAGCUGAAUUUCCCUCCGCCGCCGCCGACGACUAGCAGGAAACCUGGGAUGGAAAUCGUGAUAUGAUUGCCCCCGCCGCAAGCUAGUUGAUUAGUACCUUUUAUAGAUUUGUGUUAGGUCGAUUAUCGUCUUCUCUUUUUAGUGUAAAAAUCUCGUUGGUUACAUCUUACAGGACAAAUCUUAGUUUUUAGUUGCUGUUCUUUCGCUUCAGUGUAACCAUUAUACCUAUUGAUGCGUGUUCGUGAUAGUCACUCCUGUAAUCCUGCAAUUCUCCUGAAGUACAAGUACAGUACAUUGGUCAGUUUGCUGCUUUC
Messenger RNA from Brachypodium distachyon (stiff brome), 831 nucleotides. RefSeq names its product histone H3.3. NCBI's taxonomy places the organism in Eukaryota, Viridiplantae, Streptophyta, Magnoliopsida, Poales, Poaceae. Gene Ontology annotation, molecular function: structural constituent of chromatin; DNA binding; protein heterodimerization activity. The record is from RefSeq and is a predicted model, not a curated record. The transcript has 2 exons. The coding region runs from base 103 to 513 and encodes 136 amino acids. Gene Ontology annotation, cellular component: nucleosome.